UCAAGCAUCGGGCACACUCGAUGAUCGAGAUAGAAUAACGCCGGCACAAACAGGAUUGCCAGUAGCGUCGCAUCAGAGAGGUCCGGGGCAAAUGCACAUUCACAGCCCUGACCCCAUCAGGUUAGGGGCACCUACACCCGGACCGUCCCCACUCAAUCUGAAGGAUCAGGCGGGCGGGAGUGUUUCGCCUAGUAGAGACCCGUCCUUGACGUCAGUGCUGGGCCCAUUGACGGAUCAAGAGCUACAGUUCUUAGCCAUGGAGCCACACAUGGAACAGCAGAAGCUGCUGGAGGAGGCCAUGCAGAAGAAGGGCAAGCGG
This is a messenger RNA of Sphaeroforma arctica JP610, 319 nucleotides long. RefSeq lists its product as hypothetical. The transcript has 2 exons. The record is from RefSeq and is a predicted model, not a curated record. The annotation marks the transcript as partial. Lineage: Eukaryota; Ichthyosporea; Ichthyophonida.